GGCUGUGGGCAGAGCCCCUCCAGGACCUGGCAGGCAGGCUACAAGGUCAUUCCUCAUCCCUUUGGGGCCGAGUGCCAGGCUGGCUGGUGGAUGUGAAGGCACGCUGGAGAAGACAACAAUGCUGCCUACAACUGCUGGCCACCGGUGGAGGAGCAGGUUCCUCAUGAGGUGGCAAGAGGCUUGUCUGCUUGGCUGUUGGCUGUCGCUAUGUGCUGCCGAGUCCUUCUUUGCUUGCCCUUCCUCCUGCAAGUGUAACAGUGGCAACCUGGAAGUGGACUGUAGCGGCUUGGGCCUCUCUUCCAUCCCCUCAGACAUCCCCACAAACACCAGGACCUUCCUCUUUCUCAACAACAAACUCAGCAUCCUGCCAGGAGCAGUGUUUUCCAACCUCUCUGCCCUACAGAGGCUGGAUCUAUCCAACAACUUCUUGGACCAGCUCCCUCAGAACAUCUUCAGCGACCUGGGGAACCUCACAGAGCUUCAGCUGAGGAACAACAGCAUCCGGGCCUUGGACAAGGACCUCCUACAACACACGGCCCUGCUGCGCCAGCUGGACCUCUCCAUCAACGGCCUGGCCCAGAUACCUUCGGGCAUCUUUGAUGACCUGCCUGCUCUCCGCUCCCUCUCUCUCAGGUCCAAUCGCCUGCAGAGCCUGGACAGGGUGACCUUCGAACCACUAACCAGCCUGCAGCAGCUCCAAGUUGGGGAUAACCCCUGGGAAUGUGACUGCAACCUCCGAGACUUCAAGCACUGGAUGGAGUGGUUCUCCUACAGAGGUGGGAAAAUUGACCAGCUGGCAUGUACCCUGCCCAAGGAGCUGAAAGGGAAGGAUAUGCGAAUGGUGCCCAUGGAGAUGUUUAACUACUGCUCCCAGCUGGAUGAUGAGAACAGCUCUACAGUGCUGGACAAUACUGGCCCACCCUGCACUAAAGGAAGCCCAACUCCUUCCAAAUCUAAAUUGGGCCCAGAAACAGAAGUGGAGCCCAGUGUGGGAUGCCCUCAGAAACAGCGAUACAGGCCUGUGAGCGUGCGUCGGGCUAUUGGCACUGUGAUCAUCGCAGGGGUGGUUUGCGGCAUUGUUUGCAUCAUGAUGGUAGUGGCAGCUGCUUAUGGUUGCAUCUAUGCCUCCCUCAUGGCCAAGUACCACCGGGAGCUGAAGAAGAGGCAGCCACUCAUGGGUGACACAGAAGGUGAACAUGAAGAGCAAAAACAGAUCUCUUCUGUGGCAUGAAACUCUUCUAGGAAGGAAGGGACAGCAAUGAACAAAGGUACCUGAGAGCAGUCAAGCAUGGGGUCCUCCCAAAAUACAUCCUCCCAGACAGACAGACAGACUGUGCUAUUGCUCCACUCACCCAAGUAGUGCAACAUGCUUUUGGGGGGUCAGGGCACCUGGCUCAACUUCUGUUCCUCUGCACCAGGCCAUUCUGUGCCCUUUCACCCUUGGGCCCUCCCAGACAAAUAAAGUAGAGUCAGACCUCGA
Messenger RNA from Charadrius vociferus (killdeer), 1480 nucleotides. RefSeq names its product leucine-rich repeats and transmembrane domains 2 (gene LRTM2). The record is from RefSeq and is a predicted model, not a curated record. Gene Ontology annotation, biological process: regulation of presynapse assembly; axonogenesis; positive regulation of synapse assembly. NCBI's taxonomy places the organism in Eukaryota, Metazoa, Chordata, Aves, Charadriiformes, Charadriidae. Gene Ontology annotation, molecular function: protein binding. The transcript is spliced from 4 exons. Gene Ontology annotation, cellular component: membrane. Bases 119 to 1231 code for a protein of 370 amino acids.